UCUCCCUACCAUUUCCAUCAUCAGCCAUCUGCUAGACUCCAAAGCUCGCCAUGGAGGUUGCCAUAUCUGCAGUUACAAGUGAACUCGUGACCCGGUUCAUCUCCUUCCUAAUGGACAGGUACCGGUCAACGCGUGCUCGGUCCGAGGAGAAGGCAGUGGAGACGUUGCAACGUCUUCUGAUGAGAGUUAGCACUGUUGUUGAGGAAGCAGAUGGAAGAUACAUCACCAACUCUGGCAUGUUGAUGCAGCUCAAGAUGCUCUCAGAGGCCAUGUAUCGAGCCUACCAUGUGUUGGACGCCUUCAGGUACCAAGCCCACGAGGAAAAAGGCGUCAAUAAGGUUAGCGGCACGACCAAUUUGCCUUUCUCCCUUCCUCUCAAACGUUCUCGCACAGCUGACACUUCUUCAAAUGGCAAGAUCAUGCACCUUGAGUUGCAUCGUUCCUUGGAAACUUUAGAAAUUGUUAUGGCAAACAUGGCAGAAUUUGUUGUGCUUUUGGGUGGAUGUGAGCGCCUGUCACGCAGACCAUAUGAUGCAUAUCUUUACACCGACAACUUCAUGUUUGGCCGCCACGCCGAGAAGCAAAAGCUAUUGAGCUUCUUGUUGCAGCACAACCCUCCCGGUCAUGCUCCAGCUGUUCUUCCGAUCAUAGGCAGUAUAGCAGUUGGGAAGAAAACUUUGGUGGCACAUGUAUGUGGCGAUGAAAGAGUUCGCUCAAGGUUUGCUUCGGUUGUGCACUUGAAUGGAGAUAGCUUAUUGAGAGUACUGGAUCUGGAUCAGAGGAGCACCAUGUCAGGGAUGAUAUUGGUAAUUGUUAAAUUAGAUUCAGAUGUAGCUGACGAGGACUGGAAUAAGUUUCACUCCUUCGUCAAGGAAACCAAUACAGGAAGCAAGGUGAUCAUUGUUAGUAGACAUCAAAGAACCGCCAGAUUUGGAUCAGUGAAGCCAAUUUUUCUCAACCCCAUCCCUUACGAGGAGUUCUGGUACCUCUUCAAGACACUUGCAUUCGGAAGUGCAGACAUGGCACAGUACCCACGUCUAGUACGAAUUGCAGAAGAAUUUGCCAAGGAGUUGCAAUCGGGAGGGUCACUCGUCGCAGCGAAUGCAGUUGCUGAUGUAUUAAGAACGAAUUUGAAUAUUCAAUUCUGGCACUGCAUGCUCAGCAGGCACAGAAGAGUGAUUCAGAAGAAUAUCUCAGUACACGGGGCUCCUCCAAACUUGCAUUUCCAGCAAGGCCACACGAUCGACAUAACCGACUUCGCUUUGCACGCAUCGUCUCCAAUCCGCAUUGCACCUUGUACCCGUAGCAGCAAUAUGAUGAAAAAUGAUUCAAUGAAGACAAAAUCACGAAAGGUAGUGACACUUCGGGAACUGCUGGUCAAUCCCACCGGCAGGCCAAAAGAGGAGUUCAGUCUCUUGACAUGGGAAUCGAGGAUGCCUCCUUACAGUAGAUUUGCGCACUUGGUCGAAAGUUGUAGCGAUCAUGAUUUGCCUCAAGAUGUUACCGUGUCAGGGAGAAAACGUCAAGGAGCCCCUGUCUGAUAUUGUAACAUUUCUUUUCUUUAGAUAAUGUUCUGAUCUUGUGUCAUGACCUGCGAGGCAUGUAGGGUAGCGUACGUGCAGCUGUUAUACAUUUUUUUUGAGGAAAAUAUCUGUUGUAUAUUCAGCUGUUGUUUUCUCCGAAUUUCCUUCCACUCUACCUAUUUUUCUA
Messenger RNA from Brachypodium distachyon (stiff brome), 1710 nucleotides. RefSeq lists its product as uncharacterized. The coding region runs from base 51 to 1541 and encodes 496 amino acids. The transcript has a single exon. The record is from RefSeq and is a predicted model, not a curated record. NCBI's taxonomy places the organism in Eukaryota, Viridiplantae, Streptophyta, Magnoliopsida, Poales, Poaceae.